AGGCAGACCUGAACCUAGCCAGUUUCUGCUUAGAGUGACCAGUGCUGCUGCAGAGGAAAAUAUAGGGUCUCUCUGUCCCUGGGAAUAGGAGGCUUCUUAGAGAUGGAAAUAGUUGAGAUAAAUCCUGGAGAAUGAGUGGGAGAUAGCAGGUGAAGGAUGGGUGUGCGAUGAGGCUCAAGAAAUGGUUCGUUCAGAGGGACAGCUUUAUAUCAGUGAUGAUGUAUUAGUGUAUUAGUGAUGAUGUAAGUUCAAUUGCCAUAACAAUCAUCCUCUAUGCUGUAAAUAGAUGUAGUUCUUUAAAGUUCAAGUGUGAGCCGUCCAAGUGGGAGUAUAAAUUAUCUAUUUCUGUGUAAGAAAUUACACCCAAAUGUAGUGGCCUGAAACUAUAGAUGUGUAUUGUCUCACAUAUUUUCUGUGUCAAGGAUUGGAAAUGGCUUAACUAACUAGUUCUGGCUCUAGGUUCUCAUGAAGUUGCUGUCAAGACAUCAGCCAGGGCUGCAGUCAUCUGAAGGUUCUAUGGGAAGCUUGGUUAUUGGCAGGAGGUCUCAGUUCCUCAGAAUGUGGAUCUGUUCUCAUGACAUGGCAGCCACCUUCUAAGAUCCAAGACAGAGUGAGGCAGAAGCCACAAUGCUUUUUAUGACCUCAUCUUAGAAGUUACCCUCUAUCACAGUGGAACUGUUGAGCUCACAGAAAAACCAGACAGGCCUCAUCCCAGAGCACCACCGAGGGCAACAGGAAGCCGUGGAUCCUCAGUCUUCCACAAUGAACCCUGUUUAUAGCCCCGUGCAGCCUGGGGCUCCUUAUGGCAACCCUAAGAACAUGGCCUACACAGGUUACCCUACAGCCUACCCCGCAGCAGCCCCUGCCUACAAUCCCAGUCUGUACCCCACCAAUAGCCCCAGUUAUGCUCCAGAGUUUCAGUUCCUGCAUUCAGCUUAUGCAACUCUGCUGAUGAAACAGGCCUGGCCACAGAACUCGUCUUCCUGUGGUACUGAAGGCACCUUCCACCUCCCAGUGGACACCGGGACCGAGAACCGAACUUACCAAGCAUCCUCUGCGGCUUUCAGAUAUACUGCAGGGACACCGUACAAGGUCCCACCGACCCAGAGUAAUACUGCUCCACCCCCCUACUCCCCAUCACCCAACCCCUAUCAGACGGCCAUGUAUCCAAUCAGAAGUGCCUACCCCCAGCAGAAUCUGUAUGCCCAGGGAGCCUACUACACACAGCCGGUGUAUGCUGCCCAGCCCCACGUCAUCCACCACACCACGGUUGUCCAGCCUAACAGCAUUCCCUCUGCCAUCUACCCAGCGCCUGUUGCUGCCCCCCGGACCAACGGUGUGGCCAUGGGCAUGGUGGCCGGCACCACCAUGGCAAUGUCAGCAGGUACCCUGCUGACUGCACCCCAGCACACCGCGAUUGGGGCACACCCUGUGUCCAUGCCAACAUACAGGGCCCAAGGGACCCCUGCGUACAGCUAUGUGCCCCCGCACUGGUAAAGCCUGCAGCCCAUCCAAAUCUGGAGUCACACAUUGUAUGCAACUACUCAAGUCUUACACAGGUGCUGGAGCAGUUCCCUAGCAGCACCACCUCUAUUUGCAAGAAGAGACAACGGAAGUGCAAGGGUCACUUUAUGCAUCUUUAACGGUUUUGGUUUUUAUUUUUGGUUUUUGUAAAAGCUGCUUUUUCUAA
This is a messenger RNA of Panthera uncia (snow leopard), 1690 nucleotides long. RefSeq names its product family with sequence similarity 168 member A (gene FAM168A). Lineage: Eukaryota; Metazoa; Chordata; Mammalia; Carnivora; Felidae. The record is from RefSeq and is a predicted model, not a curated record. Bases 763 to 1497 code for a protein of 244 amino acids. The transcript has 10 exons. Gene Ontology annotation, biological process: positive regulation of base-excision repair.